Molecule: messenger RNA, 1416 nt
Organism: Ectocarpus sp. CCAP 1310/34
Lineage: Eukaryota; Phaeophyceae; Ectocarpales; Ectocarpaceae
Source: the annotation of a GenBank genome assembly
AUGUCGAUGCUGUGCCUCAAGUUGAGUUUGGUGUCGCCGGUGUUUUUCACCGAGCGCGUUCAGUUCGUCUUGGGGGACCUGGAGGCCGUCGGCAGAACAUCUGCGUGGGUGUCGCCCGACAACCGGCGUGCCGAGAGGGGGAUCAAGACGGAUCGCGCGGUGGCCCCGAAAUCGGUUUAUACGUUCGUGCCACCCAACCGUGCGGACCUCUUGGGGGCGUUGGAGAAGAAAGGCGGGGGUAUCAACCUGGUCCACGAGAUGCCGGCCGAGGACCUCAAGAAGCUACACAAGGUCGUCUUCGGCACCUUGAGCGCGAGCGGGCUAUCGAGGAAAGAGGACUACAUCGCAAAGUUUCGCGCGCUGUUCCAUGACGGCGACUGCUCCAAGCAGUUCCUUGGCGGUCGAGGGGGGGUGGCGACCGCAGGCAUGGUGUGCGUCUUCACCCCGGCAGGCGUUGUGGUGGCGUGGAAGGUGCUGCCCACAGCCGAAAGUCCAAACAACGUAGUUGACUUCAUGAGGUGGAUGAGGUGGAUGAAGGUGAAACCGUACCUCCUGUCGUACGACGCCGCGUGCAAGUUGGUGAAGGGGCUUGAGAAGUAUUGCCCUGCGCUCCUGGAGGAUAAGACCGGGGUGCUGCAGCGGGACGGCGAAGGGAAUGUGGUGUUCCCCGAGCUGGCACACGUGGGGAACAACCGCAACAGUGCCACGCGGGAAACAGCGGCUCGCACGUUUCAAGAUCUCCAGAGGACCACCGACCGCGAGGACAUGAACGCCGUCAUCGAGACGGCGGGCCCGUGGCCUGGCCUCCAAAGCGAGGUUGACCCCGACGAAGCGCUGCUUUGGGCCGCGAACUUUUCCAAGGUUGUCGGAGGGCGAAGCAAGCUAACAGCGACGAGAGCGCUUGAUGCCCUGCACCGAGAUGGGGUGUGUGAGCUGUCCCUCUUCGAAGUGCUCGUCUUCACCUACUACUGGCACCGAAAAGCAGCAGGUGACACAGCGGGAGGGGCAGCGGGAGGGGCAGUGGGAGGGGCUGCGGGAGGGGCUGCGGGAGAAGCUGCGGGAUGGGUUGCGCGCGCGCCUUUGGAGGGCGACGAGGGCGGAGGCUUCACCCACGCUGAUGCAGCGGGUUUCCUACUGCGGGUGCUCGUGGGGUUAUCGGGAUCAAGGCAAGCGAGCAAGGUGUCCGCGUUGCCAUCGUGGCUCCAUGCCACCUGUAUCCCUGAGGGGGAACUGGCGACGGGAUUGCGUAGAUACGCCAAGGCCAAGGUGGACUUCAUCGUGGAUUGCCUCAAAGCUUUGACCGCAGAAGCGAAAGAGAGAGAGCAGGUGCGCCGAUGUGGUGAUGUCGGUGGUGAAGGUGCUAGCGGGCGGGAGGUAUUCAUUUGCUGCCCAGCACCGCUCACCUUUGUACAAUAG